Molecule: messenger RNA, 1422 nt
Organism: Saccostrea echinata
Lineage: Eukaryota; Metazoa; Mollusca; Bivalvia; Ostreida; Ostreidae
Product: universal stress protein in QAH/OAS sulfhydrylase 3'region-like
Exons: 4
Coding region: 63-506 (147 amino acids)
Source: RefSeq, a predicted model, not a curated record
UGAAUAGACACAAACUAUUUUAUCGUCCAAGCAGUUCGAUUAUACCCAGAAGAACGCUCAAUAUGGCCACGGUAUUUGUAGCGAUUGAUGAUAGUAAAUUUGCAGAAAAUGCCUUCAAAUGUUACGCAGAGCAUUUCCAUAGGCCAGGGAACAAAGUAGUCCUGUUACACGUCAUAGAGAACCUCGUCGACUACAGAGAUAUGAGCCCUGGGCGUAUCAUUGAACUACAAGCCGAAGCCAAGAAAGAAGCCCAGACCUUAAAGGAAAAGUACUCAACAAUGGCCAAACAACUAGGAGUGGAAGCGGAAGUUAGAGUGGAGACGGCGGAGAAACCAGCGCACGCAAUUGUGCAGAUGGCAAACAAAGAAAAUGCGACAUUUAUAGUAACCGGAAGUAGAGGAAUGGGAGUUGUACGACGAACCAUUCUCGGUAGUACAAGCGAUUUCAUUCUUCAUCAUGCCAAGUGUCCAGUUUUUGUUUACAAAAUGGAUCAGAAAAACAUGUAAUUUACAUUUUUGAGAAUUUUUUCUACCUAAAAACACAACUUUUCUUGAAUUUCAUGUACAUCUCAAAGAGAAGUAUUAGAUUCUGUAAUACUCGUACUCCAGAACAUGGUUACAGAAUUAUUCUUGCAUUGAUCCAAUAGUAACAGGUUUAAAUAGUGUCUGUGCCUUUACUUGACAAACAAUAAAUUUACGAGGGAUAUAUAUAUUUAAGACGCGUAGUACCAGCCCCCACCCCCCCCCCCCACUUCUACUGCUGUAAAUUUAGUGUGAUUUUUUUUUUCAUUCAAAGGCUACUUCCCCUUUUUUGUUGAGGUAUGGUAGAACACUCAAAUAUUAUUUUAUUAAUGAAUCCCCCCCCCCCCAAUAUUUCCCAACCCCUGACUUUGAAAAAAAAUCGUUGCUGCAGAUUUGUAUUUCUUUCUUUAGAAAUUGCAUUUUUGUGCUCUUACUUUAACAAAAAAUAUCGUUUAAGCCGUGGUUUUUCAUGUAAAUUUUUAAUGUAUACUGAUUAUAUGAUAUUAAGAAUAUAUGAAGAUAUUAUGCAUCGUCACUACUCACUGCUCUUUAUGAGUUGAAGCGGAUUUUGAAAUUAGCAGUGAGGACCUCCGCUGUUUACCUUUGCUGUAUUUGUGUCUUUUGCAUUAAGUUGUUUUGUAUCUAUACUUUAUAUAUAAUUAUUACUUUUAAAUUUAUGUAUAUGCAUAUUAAUAUAAUGACCAGGGUGAAAAUGUAAUGAAAUGUUGGAUAUUAAGCAGUAUACACGGUUGACACAAGAUGUCUUUUAUUUUUUAUCAUGUAUAUUUUAGAUUACAUAUUUUUUCAUCUUAUUUUGAAUAUCAAUCCUACAACAUAUCUUGUAUUUAUAUUUCUACAUAUAUUCACAUGAUGAAGAAAAAUAAAAUGCAUAAAAUACGAA